This is a messenger RNA of Dryobates pubescens (Downy woodpecker), 4236 nucleotides long. RefSeq names its product WNK lysine deficient protein kinase 4 (gene WNK4). The record is from RefSeq and is a predicted model, not a curated record. Gene Ontology annotation, cellular component: cytosol; cytoplasm. Gene Ontology annotation, molecular function: chloride channel inhibitor activity; ATP binding; potassium channel inhibitor activity. Gene Ontology annotation, biological process: protein phosphorylation; renal sodium ion absorption; negative regulation of sodium ion transport. Lineage: Eukaryota; Metazoa; Chordata; Aves; Piciformes; Picidae.
GGUCGGGCCGAGCCGAUGCUGGCGGCUGAGCCCGCAGCUGCUGGGGCCAUGUCCCAGCCCGAGGCGGAGCGGGUGGGUAGCGGCUCCACGCCGAAGCCGGAGGUGGAGCAGGAGCUGGAGCCGGAGCCGGAGCCGGGGCCGGAGCCGGGGCUACCCGGGAGGACCCCGCACCGCAGCCGCGGCCGGAGGCCCUCAGGACGCGAUUCCCGCCGCGCGUCCUCCCGCUUCAACCGGCGGAGCUCGGCCGACCUGGAGCUGCUGGGGUACCCGGCACCGGGCGGGGGGUCGCCGCCGCCUCCGCCGUCGGGCGCCGCUGGGCGCCGAGAGCCGGAGGAAACGGAGAGCGAGGAGGUGGAGACGCGGGCGGUCGCCACCUCCCCCGACGGCCGGUUCCUCAAGUUCGACAUCGAGAUCGGCCGCGGCUCCUUCAAGACCGUCUACAAGGGGCUGGACACGGAGACCACAGUGGAGGUGGCCUGGUGCGAGUUGCAGACGCGGAAGCUGUCGAAGACGGAGCGGCAGCGGUUCAGCGAGGAGGUGGAGAUGCUGAAGGGGCUGCAGCACCCCAACAUCGUCCGCUUCUACGACUCCUGGAAGUCAUCCAUCAAAGGCCAGGUCUGCAUCGUGCUGGUGACAGAGCUCAUGACAUCUGGCACCCUGAAAACCUAUCUGAAGCGGUUCAAGGAGAUGAAGCUGAAGGUGCUGCAGCGCUGGAGCCGGCAGAUCCUCAAGGGGCUGCACUUCCUGCACACUCGCUCGCCCCCCAUCAUCCACCGGGACCUCAAGUGUGACAACAUCUUCAUCACCGGCCCCACCGGCUCCGUCAAGAUCGGGGACCUGGGCCUGGCCACGCUCAAGAGAGCCUCCUUCGCCAAGAGCGUCAUAGGCACCCCUGAGUUCAUGGCUCCAGAGAUGUACGAGGAGAAGUACGACGAGGCCGUGGACGUCUAUGCCUUUGGGAUGUGCAUGCUGGAGAUGGCUACCUCGGAGUACCCCUACUCCGAGUGCCAGAACGCUGCCCAGAUCUACCGCAAGGUCACCUCGGGCCUGAAGCCCAGCAGCUUCUACAAGGUGAAGGUGCCAGAGCUGAAGGAGAUCAUCGAGGGCUGCAUCCGCAUGGACAAGAACGAGAGAUACACCAUCCAGGACCUUCUGGAGCACUCCUUCUUCCAGGAGGACACCGGGGUGCAUGUGGAGCUGGCUGAGGAGGAUGAUGGCAUCAAGUCUGGGCUCAAGCUCUGGCUGCGCAUGGACGACACCAAGAAGCUGCACGGCAAGUACAAGGACAACAAUGCCAUCGAGUUCCUCUUCGAGCUCUACAAGGACGUGGCAGAAGAGGUGGCCCAGGAGAUGGUGGUCCUGGGCUUUGUCUGCGAGGCCGACUACAAGCUGGUGGCCAAGGCGGUGCGGGACCGCGUGGUGGCCAUCAAGCGGAAACGGGAGAAGCUGAGGCGUGCCCAGGGGGUGCCCCUGCCCGUGGAGCCCGAGCUGCCACCCGGUGUCCCCACGCCUGCCCUGGCCACUGCUGGCUCUGGGGACUCCAUCUUCAGCAGCACCUUCGCCCCAGAGCCUGAGGAGCCCGAGGCUGACCAGCACCAGCACUUCACCUACCGGCACACCAGCUACUCCUCGGCCACCUCCGACUGCGAGACUGACGGCUACCUGAGCUCCUCUGGCUUCCUGGACUCCCCCGACCUGGCCCGUAGCAGCUUCUCGGCGGGGGACCCUGCCAGCCCACCCCCCACCCGCCCUGGGCGCUGCUUCCCUACUAGCAUCGCAGUGCAGCUGCCCACCGAGCGCCUGCCCCCCGCCAGCGGCUUCUCCUCCCCGGUGGACAGCUACCCCUCAGACGUGGCGUCCGGCAUGAGCGACGGCUACGAGGGGCUCUCGGCCAGCGAGCGCAGCGCCAAGCCGCCGCCCAAGCGAGCCGCGGGGAAGCUGCUGCGGCGCAGAGCCCGCUCCAGGCUGCGCAUCACCAACAUCUCUGACAAGAGCGACCGAGUGGUGGAGUGCCAGCUGCAGACCUACAACAACAAGAUGGUGACCUUCAAGUUUGACCUGGAUGGGGACAACCCAGAGGAAAUCGCAGCCGUCAUGGUCCACAACGAGUUCAUCCUCAAGUCGGAGCGGGAUGGCUUUGUGCACCGCAUCCGGGACAUCAUCCACCGUGUGGAGACUCUGCUCCGCAAGGACGGACGCGGCGCUGCCGAGCUGCCGGAGAGCCCCGAGGCCGAGCGUGGCACAGGCAGCCCCCAGGUGGACCUGCAGCUGCAGGACCUCUCUCACUCCAUCUCCUCCUCAUCCUCACUCAGUGAUCUGGGUUGCACCAGUCCCAGCCUCUCAGUCCAGUCCCCUGUCCUGCCAUCACUCAGCAGCUCCAUGUUGGAGCAGGACCCCUCCAGCCCUGUGGAGCUGCUGGCAGCCUCAGCACCCGGGGAGCUGUGGGCACCACUGCCAGGCUCCCCUACAGGCUCUGUGCAGACCUGGCCUCUGGGCUCAAUGGCUCCCUCCUGGCUGACAACAUCGCCGGUGGUCCCGCAGACCCCCCCGAGUCCCCCAGUGGACCCUGUCCCACCAGCCCUGCCCCGAGACCUCCUGCCCCCACUGCCGGUCCCCACGUCCCCGGUCCCCAGUGGGCCCAGCAGUCCCCUGACCUCCCCUGUGACCAGCACAGCCUGGUCCCCCACCGCCCCGUUCCUGUCCCUGGCCAAUGUCUUUUCCCUGGCAGUGAUGAGCGUGGCCCACACCCUGCUGCCUGCUGUCUCCUCCAUCGCCAGCUCGGGUGGGCAUCUCUAUCCCCCACUGCUGCCAAGGCCACAGAGCCUGCUCCUGGGCCCCCCACGCUUUGUCCACCCCAACCCCACCAGCAUGGCCAAGCCAGCCCCGCGCUGUGAUGGGACUGGAGAGUCGGUGUGCACGGACGUCCCCACUGCUGAGGGGCCCAUGCCAUUCCCUCCCAGGGCAGCAGCCCCACCAUGCCCUGCAAACAAUGAGGCUAUGGGGACCCCUCUGCUACCACAGAACAGGCCUGCACGGGGGAGCCUGGAGGGCAGUGUGGUGCCACCCAACUCCCCCAAGCCCAGCCUCGUCGUCUCAGAGUCGCCAACCCCCAGCACAGCUGAGGCCCGGCUCUCGCCCAUCAACGAAGAAGCCAAGCCCCAGAUCCUGGGACGGUUCCAGGUGAUACCAACCAAGGAGCCGGUUGUGCCCUCCCCGGCGCCGGGCAGCAGCGAGGGCAGCAGCGAGGGGGAGCAGCCUGGCACGGAGGCGCUGGCCGGUGGCUCCCCCCCACCCGCGGCCCCUGGCGGCACAAGCAGCGACUCAGAGUCGGCUCUGGAGAGGGCAGAGCAGGAGCCCCAGGCUGAGCAGGCAUUGCCUGAGGAGGGCACAGUGGCACCGGCAGAGAGUGACCGGGAGGGCCCCGGGGAGGAGGGCACAGAGAGCCUGCCGCAGGCUGUGGUGAGCCAGGUGUGGCUGAGCUACCCUCGCAGCCUGUCCUACCUGAGCAGCGAUGACACCGAGAGUGAGGACGAGGAGAUCUGGGAGGAGCUGCAGAACCUGCGCCAGAAGCACCUGGCUGAGGUGCAGCUGCUGCAGAGCACCCAGAAGAAAGAGAUCGAGGAGCUGUACCAGCGGAUGGGGAAGCAGCCGCCGCUGGGCAUCGUCUCGCCCGCCGCGAUGCUCUCCAGCCGCCAGCGGCGCCUCUCCAAGGGCAGCUUCAACCCCUCCCGCCGCAACAGCCUGCAGCGCCUGGAGCUGGCGCAGCCCCCAGGCAUCAUGCGCCGCAACUCGCUGAGCGGCAGCAGCACCGGCUCGCAGGAGCAGCGGCUCAAGGGCGUGACCUUCGCCGACGACUUGGGCCGGAUGCCAGCUGGCCAGGAGUGAAUUCAUGAACUACCUCAACCAAGUGCCUGCUGCCCUGGGGGCGGUGAGAGCCUCUGCACCUCCUGGGAGCGCACCUCUGGCCCUGGGGGCAGCCACUGCCCUCAGGCCUUGGUGCCUGCCCUGGGGAAUCUGAUCCCUGCCUUUGCCUUUGUGCCCUUUGCCCACAGCAGGAUACCUGCAGCCUCUGUAUUGGAGGGAGGGCAAGCCAUCCCCACACUCACCUUCCCCACACUCACCUUCCCUUCUUCUGCCCCUGGCAACUCCCUCCUCCUUGUUCCCAGCUCAAGCCCAAUCCCAGCUGCAGGACAAGUGCAAGGUGUCCCCAUCCUUCAUGACUUUACUCCAAGCUGA